Molecule: messenger RNA, 1030 nt
Organism: Teleopsis dalmanni
Lineage: Eukaryota; Metazoa; Arthropoda; Insecta; Diptera; Diopsidae
Product: cyclopentanol dehydrogenase-like
Exons: 3
Coding region: 1-900 (299 amino acids)
Molecular function (GO): oxidoreductase activity; nucleic acid binding
Source: RefSeq, a predicted model, not a curated record
AUGACCAAAGAUAUAUCAAGAUAUGUCAAAUCAUGUCAGAAAUGUCAAAAAUCUAAAAUUCAUAAUCAUACAAAAAUACCAAUGACAAUAACUGAUACGCCAACAGGCUCUUUUGACACAGUAUUGGUAGAUACCAUUGGUCCAUUACCUAAAACUGAGAAUGGCAAUGAGUAUGCUGUCACACUUAUAUGUGAUUUAACAAAAUACUUAGUAGCUAUACCAAUACCAAAUAAAAGUGCAAAUACUGUAGCCAAGCGAAAAUACUCAUCAAUAAUUGGCGUACAUUACACUAGUGUGCUAGUGCAACAAUCACCUAAAUCUCAUACUAUUCCUAAAUCUCCAGAUACCAUGAGCGAAGUUCUAAUAGUAGUUAAGUACCUGGAUGUGCUUGUAAAUGCUGCAGGAAUAAUUGAAACCGGUUCCAUCGAAAACACGAACUUAGAGCAAUUCGAUCGUCUUAUGAAUACUAAUGUGAGAUCUGUCUAUCAAUUAACAAUGUUGGCCGUACCGGAAUUAAUAAAAACCAAGGGAAAUAUUGUCAACAUAUCAAGUGUUUGUGGUUUGCGUGCUUUCCCGAAUGUAUUGGCUUAUAAUAUAUCAAAAACGGCUAUUGAUCAGUUUACACGAUGCGUUGCUUUAGAACUGGCAGCAAAAGGUGUGCGUUGCAAUUCUGUCAACCCAGGUGUUAUAGCAACGGAAUUGCAUAAACGUGGUGGUAUGGAUGAAACUGCAUAUGCAAAAUUUUUGGAACAUUGUAAAACUACACAUGCAUUGGGAAGGGCUGGGGAAGUGCAUGAGGUUUCGGGUGUGAUUUGCUUUCUAGCUAGCGAGAAAGCCAGCUUUAUAACUGGUGUCAACAUGCCAGUUGACGGUGGUCGACAUGCAAUGUGUCCAAGAUAAAUGCAGAUUGCAAUAAGUAUAGUAUAUUUUGAGACUAAGAAAUACAAUAGCUUAGCUAUAAUCUUUUCAAAGGUGCUGGUUUAGGACAUAAAUCUGAAUAUUUUGUAUUGUGAAAUUAAAUAAAAUUUGA